Messenger RNA from Beta vulgaris subsp. vulgaris (sugar beet), 1252 nucleotides. RefSeq lists its product as uncharacterized. The transcript has 3 exons. The coding region runs from base 312 to 764 and encodes 150 amino acids. NCBI's taxonomy places the organism in Eukaryota, Viridiplantae, Streptophyta, Magnoliopsida, Caryophyllales, Amaranthaceae. The record is from RefSeq and is a predicted model, not a curated record.
AAUCGAUCAUUUAAUCGUUUACAAAAUGAACAAAAAUCAUGGAAUCUCUGGUACCUAGAUGUUCUCUGGAAACUUGUCCCUAGUCAGAUGAGAAUGCACCAACCCCUGCAUUUCUGAUUUCUCUAAUGCUUCUGACGAAUUCCAGCUCUAGAUAAGGUAGCUAAUUGGAUUGAUUGUCAACAUAAUAUGCACCAACGCUGGAUACUGCACAAUAAACUAGUAGCUCAGUCAAUAUAGUGGGCAAUUUUAAUCUUGUUUAUUGUAACUCUAAAAUAGAAAUAUUAAACCCUUGACUCUGUUGGAAAUGGACAAUGAGUGAAUGUGCAAGAAUCAAGAUUGGUGCCGGAGUGUGCAUGUGUCUCAUAUUCAUUUCCCCUUUACGUUCCCUCUCAAGUUGUCUGGUUUUAUGUUUUAUACCUCUUGUACAAUAUUUGCAGGCUGAUGCAGAAGGUUCACCUGCCUUUGCGGCUCGAGGUUUUACUGCUGCAAGUACCUCUGGAUCUAAGGAGACUGAGGCAACUGUUUCGGGUAACAAAGAUGAUGCAGAAGGUUCACCUUUCUUUGUGGCUAGAGGCUUUGCUGCUGCAAUUACCUCUAGAUCUAUGGAGAUUGAGGCUCCAAGGCAGCAACAACCUUAUGCUGAAGAGGCUGAACAACAAGCUUACGGUGCUGCAGAGGCCGGACAACAAGCUUACGGUGCUGCACCUGCUGUGGCACAACAAGGCCAUGUUGAGCAAGCUCCAACACAACCUGGUUAUGAUUAGGUGGCGGUCGUUGCUCAAUCUGGUGGAUAUGCUGGCACACAUGUUGAAUAUGGAAAAACCGUGUCACCCCAACCUCCGCUUGUCUAUCAACAAUAUGACGCAUCCCAGCAGGUGUACACUGCACCUCGAUAGCUUGUUACAAAGUUAAUGAUGUUGAUGCUGGUGUUUAGAAGCAUUUUGGUGAUCCUAGUAUGUGGUGGUUUGCUGUUAUUGAGCACUAUUAGUAUUUUUUAGCAAGUUGUUUUUUCUACAGAGGAACUGGCAAAUUUGUGUCCUUUGAUUAGUUAGGUAUGUUACCUUAUCAUGUCUGAACUUGAGAUCCAUUUGAUAGUAUCAUAUUCACAUCUAUGAUCUAUGUAUCAGAAUUCUGACUUUCUUUGCCUGAUUAAAGACCUGCCCACUACUAUACUCAUCCUUGAAGACUCCGGAUUUUGCAGUCAUUGGUGAUUGAAAAAUUUAUAUUAAUUAAACAGCUGCCUUACCAUUCA